This is a messenger RNA of Belonocnema kinseyi, 972 nucleotides long. RefSeq names its product natterin-4-like. NCBI's taxonomy places the organism in Eukaryota, Metazoa, Arthropoda, Insecta, Hymenoptera, Cynipidae. Bases 131 to 568 code for a protein of 145 amino acids. The transcript is spliced from 4 exons. The record is from RefSeq and is a predicted model, not a curated record.
ACGUACCCUUUAACACAUAUCACGAGCUCCCAGACUAUAUAUUGAUAAGAUAAGGUCUCGUUUAACCGAGUUUAGUUAUCAUUCAUCACUUUGCACUUACGGUUCCUCACGCGUCUACACGCCUUCAAAAAUGCCAGCCUACAGGUGGGUAAGCAAAUCUUCCGGAGAUGGAGUUCCACCAACGGCAGUCGAAGGUGGUCGAGAUAUCGAUGGAAGUACUAUUUAUGUAGGAAGAGCUUUUCAUGAAGGAGAUAUGAUUCCAGCAAAAGUAAUUCCAGACAGAAACAUUGCUUAUGUUGCAUACAAUGGAGAGGAGCAUCCAAAAACCAGCUAUGAGGUUUUGUGCAAAGGUGAAUUCGUGUGGGAAUUUUGCAGAAAUGGUGAAAUUCCAACAGACGCUGUUGUUGGAGGCCAAACUUCUGAUGGUGAACCUUUAUAUAUUGGACGUGUUAUUCACAAGGGUGCUCAGACAAUCGGAAAGGUACAUGGGACCCAUGGUGUUUUGUACAUUCCCUUUGAUGGUGAGGAAUUGUCUUUCCACGAUUACGAGGUGCUCGUCUUGCAUUAAAUAAAAAAAAAUUUGUUAAUGCAGAUUUUUCCAACAUGGCGUCAAUAUCUUCUGAGAUAUUUUGUACUUAUAUCAUAGAGAGCUUCCUUAUCAUUAGGAAUUUUAGCACACUCAUGUAACAUACGAGAAAUCAAAUUUAAGCACUUGUAUUUUUAUCUUCUUUUUUUUUCAACGUAAAAUAAAAUGACGAGCAGUCAUUUGCUCUGAGUAUCUACAAUUACUGAAAAUUACUCUUGUGUUCAAAACUUAAUAAUUAUUUCAACUAGACUUUCCACGUAGUCCACAAGGCCUCUACAAAAUGCGCAAUAAGUAAUUACAAAAAUACAAACAAUGUAUUAGAAAUCGUUUUUAUUUCUAUGACAUUCAAAUGGUGUUAUUUUUCUAAUUAAAAAAUUAAUAUUCUA